UCAAUCACUCAUUCGCUCCCCUCUCUCUCUUCGACCCUUCUCUUCUCUCUCUAGCAUUUUCUCUUCGCACUUGCUUCGAUUUUCUCUUCAUUCUCUAGAAUUUGUUCUGUUCUCCGAAGUUUAUCUCAGCUUCGUAUCAAUCUUCAAUGAUUUGUGUUUGAUUCGUUCAUUUAUCAUCGCAUGCUCACUUCAAUCUACUUUAAAGUUUUCGAAAAUCCUAACCCUAGUUUAUACGCUUCGAAGAGUUCCUUAGCAGCUUCCAGAAAAUUCGGUUGCUGGAUCUGAAUAUCACUCACCGCUUCAAUAAAAUUUUGCUGCUCCAACCAUGAACUCAAACGCAUAUCAAAUGAGGAAACCAAAAACUUUCAUCAAAUUGACGGAGGCUUGAGCGUUUUAUCAAAGUGAGAAGGUAGCCAUUAUUGUUGCAGGUAGCCAUUGAGGCAUCACAGUACACUGGAUGACCAUCCAAACAUCCUCCCGGUUGACCCAGAGGAUGUCCGGGCGGUCGUUUGGCCUAGUGUAAAUUUUCUUCAAAUUUUCUCUAAUCUGGUCGUCCACUCGAUUUUUCGGCCGGUCAUCGAUCCGGUCAUCCACCAACGAGUAUCUGCGAGAUUUGAAGAAAGAUUAAACGCUCUCUUGAUCUGAUGAAAGAAUUUAUGCUUACUGGAAAACUAAAACUGCUAAAUCAUCAAGGAUUCAAGUACUACACCUAUACCAUUUUCAAUGGCUGAACACCGAAAUGGUAAUGCAAAAACUACUAAUGGCAAGGCAUCAGGAGGGGCCAGUGCUUACUCCAUCAAUCUGGAGAACUUUGGGAAGCGUUUAAAAAUGUUAUAUUCGCACUGGAAUGAAUACAAUAAUGAUCUGUGGGGUGCUUCUGAAGUUCUUGCAAUUGCAACGCCUCCGCCGUCUGAAGACCUGCGGUAUUUGAAAUCAUCAGCUCUGAAUGUGUGGUUGGUUGGUUAUGAGUUCCCUGAUACAAUUAUGGUAUUCAUGAAGAAGCAAAUCCAUUUCUUGUGUAGCCAGAAGAAGGCUUCUUUACUUGAAGUUGUGAAGAAGACUGCGAAGGAGGUUGUGGAUGCAGAAGUUGUGAUGCAUGUAAAGGCCAAAAAUGAUGAUGGAACUGCAUUAAUGGAUAGCAUAUUCCGUGCUGUUGCUCAGUCAAAAUUAGAUGAUCAUGAUAUCCCUGUAGUUGGAUAUAUAGCUAGAGAGAUUCCUGAAGGGAAUCUUCUGGAGAUGUGGGCUGAGAAACUAAGGAAUGCAAAUUUCCAGCUCAGUGACAUUACAAAUGGAUUUUCAGACCUAUUUGCCAUGAAGGACAGUGUUGAGAUUACAAAUGUGAAGAAAGCUGCAUACUUGACUUCAUCAGUGAUGAAGCAUUUUGUGGUCCCAAUGCUUGAAAAAGUUAUUGAUGAGGAGAAGAAGGUUUCCCAUUCUUCUCUGAUGGAUGACACAGAGAAGGUUAUUCUUGAACCUGCAAAAGUUAAGGUGAAGCUGAAGGCAGAAAAUAUUGACAUUUGUUACCCUCCUAUUUUUCAGAGUGGAGGAGAGUUUGAUCUCAAACCAAGUGCUUCUAGCAACGAUGAGAACCUUUACUAUGACUCUACUAGUGUGAUCAUAUGUGCUAUUGGAUCCCGUUACAACAGCUACUGUUCAAAUGUUGCCCGAACUUUUUUGAUUGAUGCAAAUGCUUUGCAGAGCAAGGCUUAUGAGGUUCUUCUCAAGGCCCAUGAUGCAGCAAUUAGUGCUUUGAAACCAGGGAAUAUGGCUGCUGCUGCAUACCAAGCAGCCCUCUCAGUAGUUGAGAAGGAUGCGCCUGAAUUGGUCGCAAACUUGACAAAGUCUGCAGGGACUGGAAUUGGCCUUGAGUUUCGGGAGUCGGGGCUUAGUCUUAAUGGAAAGAAUAAUCGGCUAUUGAAACCAGGCAUGGUUUUUAAUGUGUCACUUGGUUUUCAGAACUUGCAGUCUGAGACCAAGAACCCAAAGACCCAAAAAUUUUCUGUUCUGCUUGCUGACACGGUUAUUGUCGGUGAAAAUAGUCCGGAAGUGGUGACAACUGUGAGUUCUAAAGCUGUGAAGGAUGUGGCAUAUUCAUUCAAUGAGGAUGAAGAAGAAGAAGAAGAAGAACAAAAGCAACCACCAAAACUCAAAACCGAGGCUAAUGGAUCCAAGGUAUUGCCAUCAAAGGCAACCCUCAGGUCAGUCAACCAUGACAUGUCAAAGGAGGAGCAGCGAAAGCAACACCAGGCAGAACUUGCCCGGCAGAAGAAUGAAGAAACUGCUAGGAGGCUUGCUGGUGGAGGUUUUGGGAUGAUGGAUAAUCGUGGUGCUGCGAAACCAUCUGGUGAAUUGAUUGCAUACAAGAAUGUUAAUGAUCUACCGCCUCCAAGAGAUUUGAUGAUUCAAAUUGACCAGAGGAAUGAAGCCAUCCUAUUACCAAUUUAUGGAAGCAUGGUCCCUUUCCACGUUGCAAUGAUAAAAAGUGUGUCUAGCCAGCAGGACACAAAUCGUUCUUGCUAUAUCCGAAUCAUCUUUAAUGUACCUGGCACCCCUUUCAAUCCACACGACACAAACUCCCUGAAAUUUCAUAGUUCUAUUUAUGUUAAGGAAGUGUCAUUCCGCUCGAAGGACCCAAGGCACAUAAGUGAAGUGGUACAGCUCAUUAAAACCCUCCGCAGGCAGGUUGCCUCCAGGGAGUCUGAGAAAGCUGAGAGAGCAACCUUAGUUACUCAGGAGAAACUUCAAAUUGCAGGGGCCAAAUUUAAGCCAAUAAGGUUGUCUGAUCUAUGGAUCCGUCCCGUGUUUGGUGGUCGUGGGAGAAAGCUUCCUGGUACAUUAGAAGCUCACACUAAUGGGUUUCGGUAUUCAACUUCAAGGGCAGAUGAACGUGCGGACAUUAUGUUUGCUAACAUCAAACAUGCAUUCUUCCAGCCAGCAGAGAGGGAAAUGAUCACUCUGCUGCACUUUCAUCUGCAUAACCACAUAAUGGUGGGAAACAAGAAAACAAAGGAUGUGCAGUUCUAUGUUGAGGUGAUGGAUGUGGUCCAGACACUUGGAGGUGGGAAAAGAUCUGCCUAUGAUCCUGACGAAAUUGAGGAAGAACAGAGAGAGAGGGACAGGAAGAACAAAAUUAACAUGGACUUCCAGAACUUUGUAAAUCGAGUGAACGAUCUAUGGGGCCAACCCCAAUUCAAAACACUUGAUUUGGAGUUCGACCAGCCCUUCAGAGACCUUGGCUUCCAUGGUGUACCCCACAAAGCUUCAGUUUUUAUUGUGCCAACUUCAAGCUGUCUAGUUGAGCUCAUAGAGAUACCGUUUGUGGUAAUCACUUUAAAUGAAAUUGAGAUAGUUAACCUGGAAAGAGUAGGUCUUGGGCAGAAGAAUUUUGACCUGACCAUAGUGUUCAAGGACUUUAAGCGGGAUGUCUUUCGGAUUGACUCUAUCCCUUCAACCUCCCUAGAUGGCAUCAAGGAGUGGCUUGACACAACAGAUCUCAAGUAUUAUGAGAGCAGGCUAAAUCUGAACUGGCGACCCAUACUGAAAACAAUCACUGAAGACCCAGAAAAAUUCAUCGAGGAUGGUGGAUGGGAAUUCUUGAACAUGGAAGCUAGUGAUUCAGAUACUGACAACUCGCAAGAGUCAGACAAAGGGUAUGAGCCCUCAGAUGUGCAAUCGGACUCAGUUUCAGAGGAAGAGGAUGAUGAGAGUGAGUCAUUGGUGGAGUCUGAGGAUGACGAUGAAGAGGACUCUGAAGAAGUCUCGGAGGAAGAAGAAGGGAAAACAUGGGAAGAGUUGGAAAGGGAAGCAAGCAGGGCAGAUAGAGAGAAGGGGGAUGAAUCAGACAGUGAGGACGAGAGGAAGCGAAGGAAGAUAAAGCCUCCUUUUGGGAAGGCUCGGGUGCCUGAUAAAAGACCGCCCAGUGGCAGCCUUUCUAAAAGGCCCAAAUUGAGGUAGACAGAGAGGAAUGGUCACUCCUAAUCAUGCUCUUACCUUUUUAAGCUAUGCAGUGCCAUCAGCAGGCUGCAGGUGUGAAUGUUGCUUGUCUAGCCAAAUGUGCAACAGGUCUUGUCACAAAGAUAGAUGAAUAGUUCAUGGCUGUUCUUUGUUCUCACGUGUUGCAGACUCUUAGUCUUGUAAGAUAGUUGCAACUAGGUUUUGUUGGGUUGA
This is a messenger RNA of Camellia sinensis, 4167 nucleotides long. RefSeq names its product FACT complex subunit SPT16. Gene Ontology annotation, biological process: transcription elongation by RNA polymerase II. The record is from RefSeq and is a predicted model, not a curated record. NCBI's taxonomy places the organism in Eukaryota, Viridiplantae, Streptophyta, Magnoliopsida, Ericales, Theaceae. Gene Ontology annotation, cellular component: FACT complex. Gene Ontology annotation, molecular function: nucleosome binding.